This is a messenger RNA of Glycine soja, 711 nucleotides long. Its product is annotated as protein PELPK2-like. The coding region runs from base 88 to 432 and encodes 114 amino acids. Lineage: Eukaryota; Viridiplantae; Streptophyta; Magnoliopsida; Fabales; Fabaceae. The record is from RefSeq and is a predicted model, not a curated record. The transcript has a single exon.
CACUAUCCUUCAGCAUCUCAUCCAAUUCUCAAAGCAAAUACAUACCAUUUUCAUAUUUGGAAAUUCUUAUUCUUCUUCAUUCUUGCAAUGGCCUCAAGCAAAGCAUUCAUCACAGCUUUCUUCCUUCUUGCUCUGACCAUGUCAAGCAUGAGCAUGAGCCUAGCAGCUCGUCAUCUUAUGCAAACAAGUACUGGACCAAAUUUGCCUAAACCAACAUUGCCACCUUUGCCUUCACUUCCAACUCUGCCUCAGGCCAAUGUUCCCCCAUUGCCUACAAUACCAUCUUUGCCUACCACUUUGCCUCCACUUCCCAGCAGCAUCCCAACCAUUCCAACAGUUCCACAGCUCAACCUCCCUCUAUUGCCCUCAAUCCCAACCACUAUGCCCUCCAUCCCAUUUCUUUCCCCGCCACCUUCAGCCUCAAGCCCUUAAAAUACCCUUCCCUUCAUUUCUUCAUUCUAUGACUUGGUGGUGUCUCUGCAAAAUUGCAUGCAUGCAACAGAUAUGGCUUGAUUCCUUCCCGCAUUUGUGAGAGCAUUGUAUGGUGUUAUAUAUCAUACAAUCUUUGUUGUUUGGUGUGAUGAAAAACAGUGUAUUUUGUUUGUUUUCAGUUUAUGAGUUUCUUGCUAUUGCUUGUACUUUUUCUUAUAUUAUAUAGAUUGUGUACUGAUUACACAAUUAUAUAUACAAUUAUGAUUAAUUUGUCUUCUC